This is a messenger RNA of Pollicipes pollicipes, 6042 nucleotides long. Its product is annotated as myosin heavy chain, muscle. Bases 116 to 5947 code for a protein of 1943 amino acids. The transcript has 41 exons. The record is from RefSeq and is a predicted model, not a curated record. Gene Ontology annotation, molecular function: microfilament motor activity; actin filament binding; ATP binding. Gene Ontology annotation, cellular component: actin cytoskeleton; membrane; myosin complex. Gene Ontology annotation, biological process: actin filament organization. Lineage: Eukaryota; Metazoa; Arthropoda; Thecostraca; Pollicipedomorpha; Pollicipedidae.
GCACUGCGACCCCGGGACGGCACCGAGGACUCCAACAGUCACCGCAGGCCACGUCACCGAGUCGUAGCGCGGCUCCGUCCCUUCUGUCCGCUCCGCAGACCCCAGAACAGGCACCAUGGUCAUCGAGAAGAAAUACAAGCCGGACGAGGAGCCGGACCCAGAACCCUUCCUGUUCGUCUCGCUGGAGCAGAAGAGACUGGAUGGAACCAAGACGUACGACGCCAAGACGGCCUGUUGGUUUCCCGACGAGAAGGAUGGCUUCGUCCUCGGCAAAAUCUUAUCGACCACUGGUGACAAAGUCAAGGUCCAGAUGCCCAACUUCGAGGAGAAGGAGAUCAAGAAGGACUUGCUGCAGCAGGUGAACCCUCCCAAGUUCGAGAAGUGCGAGGACAUGUCCAACUUGACCUACCUCAACGACGCCUCCGUUCUGCACAACCUCAAGCAGCGCUACUACAACAAGCUCAUCUACACGUACUCGGGCCUAUUCUGCGUCGCCAUCAACCCGUACAAGCGUUUCCCGAUCUACACCUUGCGUGCGAUCAACAUCUACAAGGGCAAGAGGCGCAAUGAGGUGCCGCCGCACAUUUUCGCUCUGGCUGACGGAGCCUACAACGACAUGAUGGCCAAUGGAGUAAAUCAGUCCAUCCUGAUUACCGGUGAGUCGGGUGCGGGAAAAACGGAGAACACCAAGAAGGUCAUCACUUACUUCGCCAACGUCGGCGCCACCGGCAAGAAAAAGACCCAGGAGCCAUCGAAGGGCAACCUGGAGGACCAGGUCAUCCAGACCAACCCGGUGCUGGAGGCGUUCGGCAACGCUAAGACGACGCGUAACGACAACAGCUCCCGCUUCGGUAAGUUCAUCCGCAUCCACUUCGGCCCGCUGGGCAAGCUGGCCGGCGCCGACAUCGAGACCUACCUGCUGGAGAAGGCUCGCGUCAUCUCGCAGGGCCCGCUGGAGCGCUCCUACCACAUCUUCUACCAGAUCAUGUCCAACGCCAUUGACGGCCUGCUCGACCGCCUGCUGCUGUCGCGCGACAUCUACGACUACCACUAUGUCUCCAACGGCAAGACCACUGUGGAGAGCAUCGACGACCGCGAGGAGAUGGAGAUGACGGACACGGCGUUCGACGUGCUGAACUUCACGCAGGACGAGAAGGACAACAUUUACAGCAUCGUGGCAGCCGUCAUGCAGCUGGGCGGCAUGAAGUUCAAGCAGAAGGGUCGCGAGGAGCAGGCCGAGGCGGACGGCACGACGGAGGGUGAGAGGGUUAGCAAGCUGCUCGGCGUCGACGGCCCGGAGCUGUACAAGAACCUGCUGAAGCCGAGGAUCAAGGUCGGCAACGAGUUCGUCAACCAGGGUCGCAACAAGGACCAGGUCUAUUACUCGGUGGGCGCGCUGGCCAAGAAUAUGUACGAUCGCCUCUUCAAGUGGUUGGUGGUGAAGAAGGUGAACGUCACGCUGGACACCAAGCAGAAGAGAGCCUCCUUCAUCGGCGUGCUCGACAUCUUUGGAUUCGAGAUCUUUGAUUUCAACAGCUUUGAGCAGAUGUGCAUCAACUUCACCAACGAGAAGCUGCAGCAGUUCUUCAACCACCACAUGUUCGUGCUGGAGCAGGAGGAGUACAAGCGAGAGGAAAUUAACUGGGUGUUCAUGGACUUCGGCAUGGACUUGCAGGCGUGCAUCGACCUCAUGGAGAAGCCAAUGGGAGUGCUCUCCAUUCUCGAGGAAGAGAGCAUGUUCCCGAAGGCCUCCGACAAGACAUUCGAGGAGAAGCUGAAGACCAACCACCUGGGCAAGUGCCCGCUGUUCGUGAAGCCCAAGCCGCCCAAGCCGGGGCAGACCGAGUCUCACUUCGCCAUCGUCCACUAUGCCGGCACGGUCAACUACAACCUGACUGGCUGGCUGGAAAAGAACAAGGACCCGCUGAACGACACCGUGGUGGACCAGUUCAAGAGGGGCAAGAACAACCUGCUGGUGGACCUCUUCGCCGACCAUCCGGGCCAGUCAGGCCCCAAGGAAGAGGCGAGCGCCGGUGGCAAGGGAGCCAAACGCACCAAGGGCUCGGCAUUCCAGACUGUCUCGGCAAUGUACAGGGAGCAGCUGAACGGCCUCAUGGCCACCCUGCACGCCACCUCCCCGCAUUUCAUCCGCUGUAUCAUCCCGAACGAGACCAAGUCGGCGGGUGUCAUCGACUCGCACCUGGUGAUGCACCAACUGACGUGUAACGGCGUGCUGGAGGGUAUCCGUAUCUGCCGCAAGGGAUUCCCCAACAGGCUGGUGUACCACGACUUCCGCCACCGUUACGUUAUCCUGGCUGUGGAUGAGAUGAAGCCGUACAAGGAGGACCGCGACGCCACGCAAAAGUGUCUGGAAGUGCUGGAGCUGGACCAGGACAAGUUCAGAAUGGGGCUCACCAAGGUCUUCUUCCGUGCCGGCGUUCUGGGAGACCUGGAAGAGCUGCGCGAUGACAAGCUCAACCAGAUCUUCUCCUGGAUGCAAGCCUGCAUCCGCGGAUACAGGUCGCGGAAGGAGUACGAGAAGCUCAAGGAACAGCGGGCCAUGCUGCUGGUGGUACAGCGAGCUAUCCGCAAGUACAUGAAGCUCAACGGCUGGGCCUGGUUCCGUCUCUGGAUCCGCGUCCGCCCCAUGCUCUACCAGACCCGCAUCGAGGACGAGCUUAAGAGGCUGAAGGAGGAGGCUGAGGCGGCGGAGGCGGCACUGGAACUUGAGCUGAAGCAGCGCAAGGAGUCAGAGGAGGCCAACAUCAAGCUGCUGAAGGAGAAGAACGAGUUGCUCUCGCGGCUGGAGUCCGAGCGGGGCGAGAUGGGCGACGAGCUGGCCAAGCAGCAGAAGCUGGCGGCGCAGAAGGCCGACCUCGAGAGCCAGCUGACUGACGCCCAGGAUCGUCUGUCGGAGGAGGAGGAGGCGCGUCAGAAGCUGUCGCAGGAGAAGCGCAAGAUGGAGCAGGACCUGAGCAGCUUCAAGAAGGACCUGGACGAGGUCCAGGCCACCAUGAAGAAGCUGGAAGCCGACAAGACGGCACGCGACCACAAGAUCCGCACCCUCAACGACGAGAUCUCGCAGCAGGACGAGCUCAUCAACAAGCUGAACCGCGAGAAGAAACGACUCCAGGAGACCCAGCAGAAGACGACGGACGACUUCGGCACCCAGGAGGACAAGGUGGGCCACCUGACCAAGGUGAAGGCCAAGCUGGAGCAGACGCUGGACGAGCUGGAGGACUCGCUGGAGCGCGAGAAGAAGACGCGCGCCGAGAUGGACAAGGCCAAGCGGAAGGUGGAGGGUGACCUCAAGCUGACCCAGGAGGCCGUGGCCGACCUGGAGAAGAACAAGCGCGAGCUUGAGCAGACCAUGAUGCGCAAGGACCGGGAGAUCGCCCAGCUGUCCACGAAACUGGAGGAGGAGCAGGCCCUGGUCACCCGGCUGCAGCGCACCAUCAAGGAGCUGCAGGGUCGCAUCGAGGAGCUGGAGGAGGAGCUCGAGUCCGAGCGCCAGGGCCGCGCCAAGGCUGAGAAGCAGCGCGCCGACCUGGCACGUGAGCUGGAGGAGCUGACGGAGCGGCUGGAGGAAGCAGGUGGCGCCACCGCCGCCCAGAUGGAGCUCAACAAGAAGCGCGAGAACGAAAUUGCCAAGCUGCGGCGUGACAUCGAGGAACAGAGCAUCCAGCAGGAGACGACCUUGGGUGGCCUGAGAAGGAAGCACAACGACGCCAUCACCGAGAUGGCCGAACAGAUCGACCAGCUGAACAAGUCCAAGGCCAAGUCCGAGCGCGAGGCAGACUCCAUGCGCAGCGAGGCGCAGGAGCUCAGGUCGGCGCUCGACCUCACCAACAACGAGAAGGCCAGUGAGGAGAAGCAGACCAAGAUGCUCCAGGAUCAGCUGGGCAGCAUCAACUCCAAGCUGGAGGAGGCUAACAGGACGCUCGGCGACUUCGACAGUGCCAAAAAGAAACUGACCGUCGAGAACACCGACUUGAUGCAAGAGCUGGAGACGGCCGAGUCGCAGCUGUCGCAGCUGCAGAAGCUACGCGCCACGCUGCAGACACAGCUGGACGAUUGCAACCGGCUGUGCGACGAGGAGGGACGCGAGCGCGCCACCAUCCUCAGCAAGUUCCGCAACCUCGAGCACGACAUCGACACCAUGCGCGAACAGGUGGACGAGGAGGCGGAGAGAAAAUCGGACCUGGGCCGCCAGGUGGCCAAGGCCCAGGCUGAGGCUAACCUGUGGCGUAACAAGUACGAGCAGGAGGGCGUCGCCAGGGCUGAGGAGUUGGAGGAGCAGCGCCGCAAGCUGGCCGUCCGCCUGCAGGAAGCCACCGAGCAGCUGGAGGUGCUCAACCAGAAGAACAUCAGCCUGGAGAAGAUCAAGGCGCGGCUGACAGGCGAGAUCGACGAGAUGCAUGCCGAGGUAGAGCGUGCCCAGCAGCUGGCUAGCCAGAUGGAGAAGAAGGCCAAGGGCUUCGACAAGAUCAUCGCCGAGUGGAAGAUGAAGGUGGAUGACGUGGCUUCCGAGCUGGACACGUCUCAGCGCGACUGCCGCAACUACAGCACCGAGCUGUUCCGCGUCCGGGGCGCAUUCGACGAGAGCAACGAGCAGCUCGAAUCUGUGCGCCGCGAGAACAAGAACCUGGCCGAUGAGGUCAAGGACCUGAUGGACCAGAUCAUGGACGGCGGCCGGAGUCUGGCCGAGGUGGAGAAACUGCGCCAGCGGGUGGAGCAGGAGAAGGAGGAGCUGCAGUCGGCGCUGGAGGAGGCCGAGAGCGCGCUGGAGCAGGAAGAGAACAAGGUACUGCGCGGUCAGCUGGAGCUGAACCAGGCGCGCCAGGAGAUCGAGCGGCGCAUCCAGGAGAAGGAGGAGGAGUUCGAGGCCACAAGGAAGAACCACCAGCGUCAGAUGGAGUCGAUGCAGGCUUCGCUCGAGGCCGAGGCCAAGGGCCGUGCCGAGGCGAUGCGGAUGAAGAAGAAGCUGGAGACGGACAUCAACGAGCUGGAGGUGUCGGUGGAGCGGGCCAACAUCGAGACCAUGGAGGGUCAGAAGACCAUCAAGCGGGUGCAGGCGGAGCUGAGGGACGUGCAGGUGCAGCUGGAGGAGGAGGAGCGCUCGCGUGCCCAGGUGCGCGAGGCGCUGAGCCUGUCCGAGCGACGCGCCAACGCCCUGCACGGCGAGCUGGAGGAGAGCCGGACCCUGCUGGAGCAGGCCGACCGCGGUCGCCGCCAGGCGGAGGCCGAGCUGGGCGACGUGCAGCAGCAGCUGUCGGAGAGUGAGGCCAACUACAACAGCGCCUCCGCCGCCCGCCACAAGCUCGAGGAGGAGGUCAAGACCCUGCACGUCGACCUGGACGAGAUGCUCAACGAGGCCCGCUCCUCCGAGGAGAAGGCCAAGCGUGCCAUGAUCGACGCCGCCAGGCUGGCUGACGAGCUGCGCGCCGAGCAGGAGAACGCCCAGUCGCACGAGCAGAGCCGCAAGUCGAUGGAGUCUGCCGUCAAGGACCUGCAGAUCCGCCUGGACGAGGCCGAGGCCAACGCCGUCAAGAACGGCCGCCGCAUCAUCUCCAAGCUAGAGGAGCGUCUGCGUUCGCUCGAGUCCGAGCUGGAUCAUGAGCAACGCCGUCACAGUGACGUCACGAAGAACCUGCGGAAGGCUGAUCGUCGCAUCAAGGAGCUCAUCUUCCAGGCGGACGAGGACAAGAAGAAUCACCAGCGCAUGCAGGACCUGGUCGACUCGCUCCAGCAGAAGAUCAAGACGUACAAGCGGCAGAUCGACGAGGCGGAGGAGAUCGCUGCCCUGAACCUCGCCAAGUACCGCAAAUGCCAGCAGGAGGUGGAGGCCUCGGAGGAGCGUUGCGACGCCGCCGAGUCGGCCGUGGCCAAGUUCCGCGCUCGCGGUCGUGGCGCCUCCACCGCGCGUGGUGUCACCCCUGCUCGCUAGAUGGCUCUGCCGUACCGAGGUGGCGCCCGCCCGCCGACCGCCGGCCCCUCUCUGACCCGAGCUGUCUGUCCGCUUGCAGUCUGCUAGUCGCCGGA